Molecule: messenger RNA, 1899 nt
Organism: Astyanax mexicanus (Mexican tetra)
Lineage: Eukaryota; Metazoa; Chordata; Actinopteri; Characiformes; Acestrorhamphidae
Product: E3 ubiquitin-protein ligase Hakai
Exons: 6
Coding region: 18-1544 (508 amino acids)
Biological process (GO): protein ubiquitination; regulation of cell adhesion
Molecular function (GO): ubiquitin protein ligase activity
Source: RefSeq, a predicted model, not a curated record
AAUUACCCUAAAGUAUUAUGCGUAAUCGCUGCGCAGCCACAAUCGCAAGAACAGAGUGGAUGCGUCCCGCCCACGCAGUCUGGAGGCGAGAGUCCCAGAAUGCAAAGCGAGAAGACAUGGACCAAAAUGACAAUGAUCUCCAGGGGACUGAUGGUUCAGGUAUUCUUGGAGGCCCAGAUGUUCGUCGGCGGAUUCCCAUCAAGUUACUGUCCAAACAGAACAUAAGAAGCAAGCCUACUGCCCGGCCACAACGGCCUAUCACCAGGGGACCAUCAAAUGGACAAAAUGAUGAAGGUACCGAGUCUUUUAGCUGUAAACAGGAGGAAAGAUUUGAAUGCAAAUCUGGGGAUGCUUAUGGGAGCCAGCGGAGAUUCCCCCAUCCUUUAUUCUGGGACUAUAAGCUUAAUUUAGUUGGAGAGAAAGAUGACACUCCGAUUCAUUUCUGUGAUAAGUGUGGACUGCCCAUCAAGCUAUAUGGCCGAAUGAUUCCCUGUAAGCAUGUGUUCUGCUAUGACUGUGCGGUGCUCUACGAGAAGAAAAAUGAUAAGAUGUGCCCAGGUUUGUCCAUGUACAGCUGCACGGACCCGGUCCAACGCAUCGAACAGUGCCAACGCGGCUCCCUCUUCAUGUGCAGCAUUGUCCAGGGCUGCAAGCGCACCUACCUCUCUCAGCGGGACCUGCAGGCCCACAUUAACCACCGCCACAUGAGAUCGGGAAAGCCUGGAGGCUCCAGACCUGAGCCAUCUCCGGCCUCAGACCCACCAGACCGCUUCCGGCUGCCGCCGCCGCCUCACCUGUCCAAAGGCCACCCUCUAAUCCCUCCUCCACUGCAGGGCCACGAACCCUACGGCCAACCUCCCCCAGCCUCGCCCUCUCCAUCUGACCUGGGGCCCUCAUCUCGAGGCCUUCCCCCAGAGACCUUCCGCAUAGCCACUGUGACCACACGCAAGCACAGCAAUCUCAUCACUGUGCCCAUCCACGAUGACUCGGGCAGCUCUGGCCCACGUGACCCACACCCACAAACUCCCCCCGGCCCACCCCCGCACCACCACCCCGGAGACUACCCCGGCCAAUCUGUUGUGUCCCACCCACACCACAUCAUGCCCCCACCUCAGCAGCAGCACUACGGUCCCCCUCCACCACCUCCUCCUCCUCUCAGCCACCCCAUGCAGCACCCAUCUCAAGCUUCGGCCGCGCCGCACAUGGUCUACAACCAGGCACCUCCGAUGUCCACUGCCCCGCCUCCCAUCACCCCUCCUGGACACAUCAUAAACCAGAUGCCUCCAUUUAUGAACCACCCUCUGCAGGGGCCACUGUCUCAACAUGGGGGUCCACCUGUCAGUGCCCCACCUCCUCACCACUACAACCCUAAUUCCAUGCCACAGGACCAGGGCACCCUCAGCCCACCAUUUAGCCAGCCUGGAGGCUUAAGCCCGGGUAUGUGGCCUGCUCCCCGAGGCCCUCACCCUCCACGCAUGCAGGGACCUCCUCCUCAGGGGCCCCAUCAUCCUGAGCAGGGCAGAUACAGACCGUACUACCAAUAGCGCUAGGCCUGUGUCAGUUUAUCACACAUCUUGAACAUUGACAUAAUUGAACUCAUUUCAGUUCACUGGUGGAGCUGUGUGUACGUGUGUCUGUGAUGAUAAUGUGACUGAUGUUUUGUAUGAGCAUACCCUGCUGCUUACUGUGUAAUUUUAAUUUUGUAACAGAUGAGUUAAGUAUGUAGUCGUAAGUGAGGUAAAUAAUGGUGCAGUACAGUCAAAUGAUAUAUAUUGGCUAAAGUUACUGACUUCUGACUUCUUUUUGCUUGAACACUUUUCUUAACACAUCGGAACAUUUUAAACAUUUUAAAGAAUCUUGUACCCAUGGACUGCAAUAAAUAACACUUGAACAGGUGAA